Molecule: messenger RNA, 11529 nt
Organism: Daphnia pulex (common water flea)
Lineage: Eukaryota; Metazoa; Arthropoda; Branchiopoda; Diplostraca; Daphniidae
Gene: LanA
Product: laminin subunit alpha-like
Exons: 30
Coding region: 342-11447 (3701 amino acids)
Biological process (GO): regulation of cell adhesion; regulation of embryonic development; regulation of cell migration
Molecular function (GO): signaling receptor binding
Source: RefSeq, a predicted model, not a curated record
GUGGCCUUCAGACUAAUCACUGUUGUAAGUAUACCAUAUUUAAGCAAAAAUACUUUCCCCUUUAAAUCGAUGUUUUGCUGUAAGUGUAAAUUCUAAUUAGAAAGAGGAACUUCAAGAUCGAGUACGUAAUUUUAAUUUCAUUAAUAUUCAAACUGUUUAGAAAAUGUAUGAGUGGCAGAAGGAGCCGGAUACAAAGAACAGGGGGAGGGUCUCUUGGCUAGCUCGCACGCACAGCAUGCGAGCAGAGUAGCGACUUGUGCCGAAAGCUUUAUGGGUAGUCUUAAAAGUAAGCGCUAGUUUGAAAAAUCACUCAAACAGAAGGCAGAGGACGCCGAGUCAAGAUGGGUGUCCUGAACUGCUCGCCACUUUUGAUCGGAGUGAUAGUGGUUAUAUGCACUCGUUUUGUGGGUGCUCAACGUGAUCCAAUUCCCAAAAUUCAAGUCGUCGACGGAGGAUUAUCUCCACCUUAUUUUAAUCUUGCGGACAAUCGUCGCAUUUAUGCUUCAGCCACUUGCGGAGAAGAUGUUACCGGACCAGAAUUAUAUUGCAAACUUGUUGGCAGCAGUACUAGUAACUUGGACCCCGGGGAAGAUAUCAACAUUAUCAAAGGACAGAUCUGCGACACAUGUGAUCCUACAGAUCCUAAACGAAGCCAUCCGGCAUCUAACGCCAUUGAUGGAACCUCCAACUGGUGGCAGAGCCCACCCAUGUCUCGCGGGUUGAAAUACGCUACUGUCAAUUUAACCAUCGACUUGGGACAGGAAUUUCACGUUGCCUACGUUUUCAUCAAAAUGGGAAAUUCUCCACGCCCUGGUGUUUGGGUGCUAGAACGCUCAACCGAUAAUGGGUUAACUUAUGCCCCGUGGCAGUAUUUUGCCGACACUGUAAGCGAUUGCGUUGACCAAUUUGGACCGGAGACGAUUGAUCCUAUCUCCAGAGACGAUUCCGUUACUUGUGAAACGCAGUUUUCAAAAGUCGUCCCAUUGGAGGACGGAGAGAUUGUUGUCUCGCUCUUGAAUAAUCGCCCAUCUGCAACAAAUUUCUAUAACUCGACCGUUUUGCAAGAAUGGACAAAGGCAACAAACAUUCGUCUAAGGCUUUUGCGGCCCAAGACUUUGCUUGGACAAUGGGUCAGCUUUUCCCGUAACGAUUUUACCCUCACUCGUCGGUUUUUCUAUUCAAUCCGUGACAUUUCAAUCGGAGGGCGUUGCGUUUGCAACGGUCAUGCCGAAUCUUGUGACAUUACCGAUCCCGAAGACGCGUACAAAUUACUUUGUCGCUGUCAACACAACACUUGUGGGCCCCAAUGCGAGCGAUGCUGUCCAGGAUUCGUCCAGAAAGCUUGGAAGCAGUCCAAAGCGUACGAUCCUUUCACCUGCGAACCUUGCAAUUGCUUUGGCCAUACCGACGAGUGUCAAUACAAUCCAGAUAUCGAUCGUCUUGGUCUUUCGUUGGACAUCAACGGAUUCUACGAAGGUGGAGGUGUUUGCCAAAAUUGUCGUCACAACACGCAAGGCAUUAACUGUAACGAAUGCAAACCAACAUUUUAUCGACCUUAUGAUAAAUUGCUUAACGCUACCGAUGUCUGUCAACCAUGCCAGUGUGACGAAUUUUUCUCAACUGGAAACUGUGCGGAAGGCAGUGGUCAAUGCGAGUGUCGACCGCAGUUCCUCUCGCCGCAUUGCGAUCAGUGUAGUUUUGGCUACUAUGGAUACCCGCAGUGCAAACCCUGCGAUUGUCAUAUCAACGGUACCAGAGAUAAUGUUUGCGAAGUCGGUGGAGGCCAGUGCCCCUGCAAAUAUAACUAUGCCGGAAAUAAUUGCGAUCAAUGUGCCGAAGGCUAUUACAACUUCCCCGAAUGCUUACCCUGUGAAUGCGAAGCUCCAGGAUCAAUCUCCGACGCUUGCGAUUUAGAGAACGGUCAGUGUCAAUGUGAUCACAAUUUUGGAGGACGUAGCUGUGAACGUUGCGAACACGGCUUCUUCAAUUAUCCGACUUGCACUUACUGCAACUGUGAUCCACGAGGAACAAUUAAGGAAGUAUGUGACAAAAAUAAUGGUCAGUGUAUUUGCAAGCCGGGAUAUGGUGGACCCAGGUGUGACCAGUGCCAACCAAGUUAUUGGGGCCAUCCUGACUGCAAACCGUGCGGCUGUAGUGACUCCGGAAGUGCGUCUACCAUCUGCACACCCAACGGAAAAUGUCCAUGCUUGCCCAACUUCUCAGGACGUGCUUGUGACCAGUGCUCACCCGGUUAUUUCAAAUACCCAGAAUGCAUCAGUUGCAAUUGUGAUACAUCGGGAUCACUCGGAGUUUCUUGUGACGACGAAGGGCGUUGUCAGUGUCGUAGCAACUUUGACGGACAUCGAUGUGAUCACUGUCGUGAAGGAUUUUACAACUAUCCUGCUUGCGAAGAUUGUAACUGCGAUCCGGCUGGUGUCGUUGAGGCGUUCGCUGGUUGUGGAUCAGUGCCCAAAGGCGAGUUAUGCAAAUGUAAAGAGCGCGUUCAGGGCCGUAUAUGCAACCAGUGCAAACCGCUUUAUUGGAACAUGCAAACUAACAAUCCAUUUGGAUGUCAAGAUUGUGAUUGCGUUGUAGCUGGAACAAUCGGUUCGCUGCGGGUGUGCGGAUCGGAUGAUGGGCAGUGUUCUUGUAAAUCACGAGUAACCAGUCGUCGUUGUAGCGAUUGUGCUGACGGUUUCUUUAACUUGCAAGAAGAUAAUCCGUUUGGUUGCAUGGAUUGCGGUUGCAAUAUUGGAGGAUCAGUGAGCCCACUGUGUGACAAGACUACAGGACAAUGUGUCUGUCGUCAACGUAUUCAAGGAAGAUCUUGUGACGAACCUCUUCAAUUGCACUACUUCCCCACUUUAUAUCAAUAUCAGUACGAAGCUGAAGAUGGCUACACGCCCACUCGAUCACCUGUUCGAUUUGGUUACGAUCAUACUCAAUUCCCUGGUUUCUCUUGGCGAGGCUAUGCUGUCUUUUCCCAAAUUCAGAAUGAAAUCCUCCAAGAAUUUAUGAUUGAAAAGCCAUCGCUUUACAGAAUGAUUCUGCGCUAUGUCAACCCGAACGACGACGCUGUAAUGGCAAAAGUCAAGUUAUCACCUGAAAACUCUCACGAUGCCGAACAAACCUAUCUAGUUCGCAUGGAACCAAGCCGGGAACCUAAAUUUGUAACUGUGGCUGGACCUUCGGGUAACCUUCCGACUCCAUUCAUCCUCAAUCCGGGAAUGUGGACAGCUUCGAUUGCUACAAAUAAGAGUCUCCUUCUCGAUUACUUCGCUCUUCUCCCUGCUGCUUAUUAUGAAGGAACAAUCCUUCAGGAGCGUGUUCUUAAACCCUGCUUACAUACUGAUCAGCAGCAAGGAUCGUGCCGACAAUUUACUUAUGCUAGCCUUGAUCCUUUCACCAAUGUUCGAGGUGAUGCGGCAUACACACUUGUCGAUGACAAUACUGGAGAAGCUACUGUCAUCUCGGAUUCUCGGUUGAUUAAUGAUGCAGUUGCACUGAGUGACACUCAGCAGGAAAUUCACAUGGAUGUCGGAGUGCCUCGAUCAGGAAACUACGUUCUUGUCUUGGCUUACGUCACAUCCGGUCAAGGCAAACGAACAUACAUCGAAGUAGAUGUUAAUACAGCCAAGGAUCGUCGCCAACAAGGUGUUGCCAUCUUAUACGAUUGCACUCUGCGAACCAGCUGCCGUCAAGUGGUGACUGAUAGCGACGGAAAAGUUGCAGAUUUUCAAUUGGGAAUGGAAGGCAAUAAUAAUGUCGUCAUCCGCAGCGCUUCGAUUAACGAAGAAGCUGAUGCAGCCAUCGAUUCAAUUAUUGCCAUACCCUCGUCAGAAUGGUCUCUCGAUUACGUUCAACCCAAAUCAGUUUGUAUUCAACGCGACGGAAAGUGUGUUGCCGGAAACUUCCCAGCUGCUUCCGAUUCAACUCGCGUCGAAUUUGAAAGUGGCACCAUCCAACAGGCCACCAGCGUUCUCCCAGAAGAAAUCUAUGACGAAAAUGUUGGUUUGGUUUAUCUAGACAAGAAAGAGUCAAUGGUAGACGUGACUGGUAAAGUCCCCCAUGCUGGUUACUACGUAUUCAUCGUACAUUACUACCAGCCAGCUCAUCCACAAUUCGAACUGGACGUUUUGCUGCAAAAUGGACAGUUUUACGAAGCCAAACUGCCAACCACUCUCUGCCCAUCCAAUUCUGGAUGCCGCUCAGUUAUCAAACAGGCCAGCGGUAACCAAGCCUUCCAAAUCCAGGAAAAUUUUAUCCUAACUCUCAAAUCGCCCGCCAACAAGACCGCCUGGGUGGACUACGUAUACGUAGUCCCAGCCGACGAGUUUACCCCCGCGCUUUUGGAGGAAUCACCAAUUGACUUGACGGCGGAAUUCAUCGCUCGUUGUGGCAGAAACAAUUUCCAAGUUGACCGCAAUACGCCAGAGUUUUGCCGACAAGCCAUCUUCACUUUGACAACCGAAUUCAACAGUGGAGCGCUGCCAUGCCAAUGCGAUUUCCAAGGAUCGCUCUCUUUCGAAUGCGACCCCUUUGGUGGUCAAUGUCCUUGCAAAUCAGGCGUUAUUGGUCGUCAAUGUACACGAUGCCAGACAGGCUAUUUUGGAUUCCCCGAUUGCAAGCCGUGCGACUGCCCCUCUACCGCUCUCUGUGACCCUGCCUCCGGUUCUUGCAUCUGUCCUCCACGUGUAACAGGCGCUCGCUGUGACCAGUGUGUUGCCAACACGUACGGUUACGAUCCAAUUAUCGGUUGCGAGGAAUGUAGUUGCAAUCCUCAGGGUGUCCAUCAAGGCAAUCUCCAGUGUGAUUCUUCCACCGGUCAAUGCCAAUGUAAACACAAUGUCGUCAGUCGUAAAUGCGAUCGCUGUGCUUUUGGAUAUUGGGCCUUCCCUUAUUGCCAAUUAUGUAAUUGCGACGUUCGAGGUUCGGCUGAAGAAAUCUGUGACCAAGAAACAGCUAGCUGCUUCUGUAAGGAAAACGUGAUUGGGCUAUCUUGCGACAUGUGUUCCUCAGGCACAUUCAACCUACAAGAAUCUAAUCCAAGAGGCUGUAGCAAGUGUUUCUGUUUCGGCAAAGCCUCUACUUGCACUACCUCUCAGCUCUUCCGUUCACACGUAACAGACAUGAAGGACUGGACGGCUGCUGCCAUCGUUGUUGGCCUUGUCGGCUCUCGUCGUAGUGUCGACCAAGUUCAGUCAUACGAUCAAAUGGUCAGAGCCGUUCUCACCGAUUUCCUACCCGAAGAUGGUUCCUUUUACUUUUCGGCUCCACUUACUUAUUUGGGCAACAAGUUGACUUCGUAUGGCGGAAACCUCAAUUACACCAUUGUUUACGUCGCUGGAACAGCAGGCUACGCCGUCAGCGCUCCUGACAUCAUCCUCAUCGGAGGCGAUUUUACUCUAUAUCAUUUUGGUCAUGAAACACCAUCGUCAUCUGUACCGUUGGCCGUUAGCGUUGAAAUCAACGAACGAAACUUUGUCCUUCCGUCUGGUCUACCAGCUUCCCGAGAGAAUCUUUUAGUAGCCCUUAAAGACGUCCGUGGCGUCUACAUCCGUGGAUCUUAUUCAGACCCAACCCGCGAAGCCCGGUUGACAUCAGUCACCAUGGAUAUCGCUGUCAGGGAGCUUACGAACAACGCCGAUGUUGCUGUGGCUGUGGAACAGUGCAAUUGCCCUGUCAACUAUCAAGGAACUUCAUGCGAGGAUUGCGCACCUGGUCAUUUCAGGGCUCAUACCGGUCCAUACGGCGGAUUCUGUGUCCCGUGUCAAUGUCAUGGACACAGUGACACUUGUGACCCAAUUACAGGAAAAUGCUUCAACUGCAAACACAACACUGUUGGAGACCAUUGCGAAAAAUGCGAUGUUGGUUACCAGGGUGAUGCAACUCAAGCAACGCCUUCAGACUGUUUGAUCUGCGCUUGUCCUCUUCCAAUCGAAUCCAACAACUUCGCCCUGACUUGCGAUUUUUCACCAGCUGGCGAUGAAAUCGCUUGUCAAUGCAAACCCGGCUAUACUGGUCCCCUGUGCGAGUCAUGCGCUCCAGGAUUUUACGGACGACCUGAAGCUAUUGGCGAUUUUUGCAAACCUUGCAAUUGCUCCAACAAUAUUGACGUUGAUGAUCCACAAGCAUGUGAUUCAAUCACUGGCGAAUGCUUAAAAUGCUUGAAUAACGCCUAUGGACCGGCAUGUGGCCUCUGUGCUCCAGGCUUCUACGGUGACGCCGUGGAACUUAAAGACUGUCAAGGAUGUCAUUGCGAUGAGUGCGGAACGAGCCAGUGCAGCAGUUUUACUGGCGUCUGUGAGUGCCAACCGAAUGUCAUUGGCGAAAAAUGCGAUCGUUGCGCUCCUGACCACUAUGGUUUCAGCUCAUGCCGUGGUUGCCGCUCUUGCAGCUGUGCGAGUGCCUCAGAAGGAACUCAAUGUGACGAUAACACGGGCCAGUGUCGAUGCCGUCCAGGAGCUGCUGGUCGCCAUUGCGAACGCUGUGUGUCUGGAUUUUGGAAUUACAGUCCGGCCGGAUGCCAGUCAUGUAAUUGCAAUGAGGACUUUGCCAUUGGAGUGGGAUGUAAUCCGGAAACUGGCCAGUGCGCUUGUUUGCCUGGUGUUAUUGGCGAUAAAUGCGAGGCUUGCCCUUACCGCUGGGUUUUGGUUCCCGACCAGGGCUGUUUUGAAUGUGAUUCUUGCUCACACAACCUGCUGGAUGUCACUGAUGAAUUGAGAAUGAUUGUGGACCCCAUUGUUGGAGAAUUCCAAACGGUUGCACUGACCUUCUUCACUCAUCAAAAACUGGCUUCUCUAAACCAAUCUGCUUUGGACUUGAGAGCCGAAGUAGGAAAUCUAGAUGUUUCUCAAAUUCAGUUUGGACCAUUGGAAGCUGUCACAGUUGAGUUAGAGGCUACCUCUCGUGGCUUGAAAAUCAAAACCGGCUACGUCGAGGAAGAAUCAAUGGAAAAGGCUCACGAAGCCAACAAUGCUCUCAUCGAGUCCGUCGAGGUGGAGAAGCUCAUCCAAGAGGCUGUCCAGAAAUCACGAUCUAUCAUCGGGGAGGUUGCCGUUCUUGCCGAGAGUUUGGAAGGUGGUGCUGGACCUCAAAUUGACAAAGCACUCGGCGAAGCCCAAGUUAUGUUGCAAGAGAUUCGCUCAAGAAACUUCCAACAGCGCCAGAGUGGAGCAGAUCACGAGCUUCAGGAAGCUAUCAGUUUAUUAGGAAAGAUGAAAGAAGAGGCCCUGCCUGUUCGCGACAACAGCAUUUUACUUGCCAAUCUUACCACCCGUCUCAACGAUUUAAUCAGCCGAGUUAUGGAUUUGAGUAAAAAUAUUGACGGAACAAAGAAUAACGUCAAAAUGGCUGACAAGCUGACAAAUGCAAAUCGCGUCUCAUCUUCGUUAGGUGCCGUGGCUGACAUUCAACAGCGCAAUACCACCGCGAGCGCUCAUUUGAAAAACUGCGCUCAAGUUUUAUAUAAUGCUACGGCUUUGAUGGAGAGUGCACGCAAAACACUUGACAAACUUAAGCUGGAUAUUGAUCGCCUCAUGACUUCAAAAAAUACACUUCACGAAGCAGUUGAACAGAAGGAAACUGAUUUGGCCGAAUCGCGAAAAAUCCUUUACGACGCACAGAUCCACGCAACUAAACUCGGAGACCAAGCGGCCGGAUUAGAUGAAAUGUUGACUGACACUCGCCAAACUUCAGAGAAUGCCGUUUCAGCUGCCAAUUCCUACAAAAAUAUUGUCGACGCCAUUGAUGAAGCCAUCAAGGCGGCAGAGCAAGCCACGAACGCAGGUUUGAACGCCACCCAGCUCUCAGCAGGAGUGGGAGAACGAGCUCAAUUAUCGCAUCAACGCUCCGAAGAGCUACUGGCGCAAGCAAGAGACGCGCUUCAACGAACCCAGACUAUGCUGAAACCACGUUUAAUGGCCGCAGAAACCCUGUCCAAUUUGGUGGAAGAGAACAAUCAACGCACUGCGGAAGGUUUGAAGGCUGUUAACGAGGCAUUGGACAAGAUCGUUCCUACCGGCAGUGCCAAACAAAAUGGCCGAAAAGCCGUAGAAACAAGCACUGGGGCUCAGCAGGGUGGCUCGGAAGCUUCAGCGAAAAUCCAAGAGGUUUCAAAUCAAAUCCCGAUGCAAAGAGACCGUACCAAUCAGUUAGCCCGUGAUAUUGACACCGUCGGCAAAAGCACAACAUUUUCGCUCUCCAAUCUUGAGCGACUCAACGCCGUUUUGCCCGAUCUUCGCAAUCUCCUUACUCGCUCUAAAGAAAAACAAGCUGUUUUGAGUGUAAUGGGUAAAGAUUUGUCAGCAAAAUUGGCGGAAUUACGUCAGAAAACGGCAUUGGCUCGUGAUCAAGCUAAUCGCAUUACUGUUGGAGUUACUUUCUACCAUAAUUCAACACUGCAACUGCACAACCCUGAAGGUCUCAGUCGUGCGGCCACAGCCAAUCAAUUCUCUCUUUACUUCCGAACAGCAGACACAAAUGGCUUCCUUGCCUAUCUUGGUAACGAGGUCGGAACAAGCAAGAAACUCCGGCGAACUCGUUCAGACGAUUUCAUGACACUCGAAAUCCGUAAUGGAUACUUGACCCUAACGACAGAUCUUGGCUCAGGUCCUCAAUCAGUUACCAACGAUCGUUUGGUUUCCGAUAACGUUUGGUACCAGGCUGUUGUGCAGCGAACAGGUAAAUCUGUCCGGCUCACGGUUCGUGCCGAAAAAGAAGCUGGUGAAGUGGAAGUCACCACUAAAGAAGCUGUAUUGCCGGGCACCUUUUCCGUUUUCAAUUUGGAUCAGGACUUGUCGAAGAUUUUCAUCGGCGGAUACCCCCAAAAAGCUAAUAUUCAACCUACCGUUCUCUACGCCUCUUUCCGCGGAGAAGUUGAAGAAGUCAUGAUAGGCGACACGGCAGUUGGUUUGUGGAAUUUUGUCGAUGCUGCCAAUAUUUACGGAGCUGUUGAACGCGACAAGCUGAAAAAUCUGCAAGAGAGCACUGGCUAUCGUUUUGAUGGCGAAGGUUAUGCUACCCUUGAUCGAAAAUCUUAUCGCUUCCGCGACAGAGUCGACGUUCAAUUGAAGUUCAAAUCGACUGCCGAUAAUGGUUUACUCUUCUUGGCUGGCAAAGGCAAGGAGUUCAUGUCAAUUGAGCUCAACAAGGGUAAAGUGGUGUACCGAUACAAUCUGGGAGAUGAUACAAUCACAUUGAAGUCACCCGAAAAAUACAAUGACGACAAAUGGCACACGAUUGAGGCUGUUCGACGGUUGCGCGAUGGAAUUCUCAAGGUGGAUGGAGCGGAUGUUGCUCAGAGAUCGAGUACUAUCGGUGAUUCUGAUUUGUCCGUUACUAACUACAUGUACUUUGGAGGUUAUCCUGGAGAUCAUCGAUUUGAAGAUGUCACGAAUGUCGAUUUUGAUGGUUGCAUUGACGAAGUUCAAAUUUCUGGAACACCAGUCGAUUUGAGUCAGAAUGUCGAAGCCUUUGGGGUGGUUUCCGGAUGUCCUGCUAAGGUGGCUAAUAUAGUCUCCUUCAAUGAGGCCGGUACAGGAUACGUCUCUCUACCUGGUGUCAACAUUGAAAACUUCGCCCAAGUUAGCCUCAAAUUUAAGACCAAACAAGACAAUGGCUUGGUAUUUUACAUGGCCAACGAAGAUCAAACCAACAGGUUAUCUCUCUCACUACUCGAUGGCGCUUUAGUAUUGAGGUCGUCUCCAGGUGGUGAUCUCUCCUCUGAAAGCCCAACCAAACUCAAUGAUGGACAGUGGCAUGUGGUUACUGCAACCGCAGACGGAUCACAGAUUAGUCUUGUCGUUGAUGAUUUCGAUGUUUACACACUUGAUACACCCAACAGUCCACUCGUGAUUCCAGCCACUCCCAUUUACUUUGGUGGUGUACCCGAUCGGUUUGCUUUGGCUCCUGGUGCUUCAGCUACCGAUUCUUCUUUUUCUGGAUGUAUCGGUGAUACUACUAUCAAUGGCAAGCUCAUCAACUACGCAUCCUCAACAGGCAACCAAGGAGCCUCCGUAGCCAAGUGUCCUCUUCCUGACGCCCUUGGAGGAUCUCCUUUGAAACCCAAACGAAUCGACGAUGAAGACUCCUCGCCGAUUGAUCCGGUACCUUCAGAAACUGUACCUUCAGAAACGGUACCUUCAGAAACAGUACCUUCAGAAACAGAUCCGAUAGAAUCAUUACCUUUUGAGCCGGUAACCCAACCCAGCGAACCUAUCGAGCCUGAACCUACCACGGAAGCGGAAGUCGUUACAACAACAACUGAAGCGAUUCCAGUUACCACGCCUAUUCCAGAAACGACAACCAUUCCUAUGGGCCAGUGUCGCCUCCCGGUCCAACCAGCUGAUGAUCCUGAUGUUGAUGAUAACAGUGGCACGCGCUUCGGCAAUGUCAAGUUUAGCCGACACGAAUACAACACGCUUCCGGGUCGUCAUCGCCAAAAGUCUGAAUUGUCAGUUGAAUUCAAGACCUCUGAACCUGACGGUAUCAUCUUCUACGCAGCAGAAAAUCGCCACAUUGACUACACAGCUCUGUAUCUCAAAGACGGAAAACUCCACUUUUCUUUCAAUUGCGGAACGGGACCAGCUCUACUUUCCAGUCCUGAAACUUACAACGAUGAUCAAUGGCACACAGUCAUGUUCAACCGUGAUCGUCAAAAUGGAACUCUCGUUGUCGAUGACCUUGUUGUGGCUGAAGGAAGUUCGCCCGGUAAUACACAGACCAUCAACGUCGAUCAGCCUCACUAUGUAGGAGGAAUCUCACCCGAAGUUUUGAAUAAUGCUCGUCAUAAUUUCAAGGGAGUAGAGGGAGGUCUAAUUGGAUGUUUGAGAAAUUUCCGGGCAAGCUCCCGUCCGGCUGGUGAGCCCAGCUACCUCGAGGGAACUGAACCUUGUUCAUCUAAAGUUGAGACUGGUUCCUUCUUUGCCGUUCAAGGAGGCUACAUCAAAGCAGUUGAAAAUUUCCGUGUCGGAUUGGAUAUUGACAUUAGCAUGGAGAUUAAACCUCGUAGCACGUCAGGCAUUCUUAUGUCCGUACAUGGUCGACGCGAUUUCCUUCUUUUACAAAUGGUUAAUGGCGCUCUCAUCUUCAGCGUCGACAAUGGACGUGGUCCUAUUGUUGCGACCUACAUUCCUCCUCAUGAGCAUCACAUGUGUGAUGGAAAAUGGCACUAUGUCCAAGCCAUUAAGGCGAAAAAUGUAGUGACGCUAUCGGUGGACAAUGUGUUUGUCGAACCUGGAAUCGGAGUGGCCGGUGUAUCAUCCACCGACACAAAUAACCCAUUAUUUAUCGGAGGUCACCCCAAUCCAAGCAAACCACGCGGAAUUAAAACUCAAGAGCAAUUCGUGGGAUGCAUCCGUAAUCUCAACAUUAAUCGCAACUUGUUGCGCUUCGGAUCAACACAGGCUAUUGGCAGUGUUACAGCCACCACUUGCCCAACAAUCUAAAAGAAAAGUACCAACGUUAUCCUGUCUCUUCUUCAUGAUGUAGUGAAGUCAGCUUAAUACAAUUAUCUGAAAUUCAAAGAAA